Molecule: messenger RNA, 960 nt
Organism: Protobothrops mucrosquamatus (brown spotted pit viper)
Lineage: Eukaryota; Metazoa; Chordata; Lepidosauria; Squamata; Viperidae
Product: GTPase IMAP family member 7-like
Exons: 2
Coding region: 57-743 (228 amino acids)
Molecular function (GO): GTP binding
Source: RefSeq, a predicted model, not a curated record
GCUCUUUCCUUCAGAAACCCUGACGAUUGGCGGAAGAGACUCCAGCUGCUGGCAAGAUGGGUGCGGCUGAAUCAGUUUCAGACCUGAGGAUCGUCAUGGUCGGCAAAACGGGCAACGGGAAAAGUGCCACCGGCAACACCAUUUUAGGGAAGGAAGCCUUCACCUCCAAGAUGGUGCCCAGGUCCGUCACUGCCAGAUGUAAAAUGGCCAUGGGGACCCUCCUGGAUAAUAGGAUUGUGGCUGUGAUCGACACGCCGGGCUUUUUCGAUACGAAAUACUCGCGGCGGGUGACCGUUAAGGAAGUGAGAAGAUGCUUGGACUUCUGCUCUCCGGGUCCCCACGUCAUCCUCCAGGUCAUCUGCCUGAGCCGUUUCAGCCGGGAGGAGAUAGAGGUUGCUAAACUCCUCAAAGACAUCUUCAGCCUCAAAGCGAAGACUUACAUGAUCGUCUUGUUCACCCGGAAGGAGGAUCUGGAGGGGCGCUCUCUUCACGAACUGCUGUCCGAGGACAGCAACGACAACGAGAGCUUGCGGGCGCUGAGGGAUCAGAUUCAGAGUUGCGGGAACCGAUGCCUGGCCUUCAACAACAAGGCGGUGGGGCGGGAACGGCAGGAUCAGGUCGACGAGCUGAUCCGGAUGGUGGACGAGCUCGUGCGCCAGAACAAUUCCAGCCCCUUUUACACCAAGGACAUGAUGGAGGAGGACAAAAAGAGCGUCCCCGGAUGGCUGUGCAACAUCCUGUGAUUUUGGCGCUCCGGAUAGACACGCCGUUCUGGCACGUCUGGACCGGAGGUGGCGGCCCUGGAUCCCUCGGGCUGCGCCGUUAUCCCAAAGGCGCGCUUUUCUCGUUUCCCCCCAAAAGUGCCACUGGACUUCGUUUUUCCCCCUGGAGACAUUUCGCUUCACGGCCCAGAAGCUUCCUCGGUUUCUGACGGGUCUUCGGUUCCGACCGAAGAAGCUU